Molecule: messenger RNA, 1830 nt
Organism: Gossypium raimondii (Peruvian cotton)
Lineage: Eukaryota; Viridiplantae; Streptophyta; Magnoliopsida; Malvales; Malvaceae
Exons: 1
Coding region: 371-1510 (379 amino acids)
Biological process (GO): regulation of DNA-templated transcription; chloroplast organization
Cellular component (GO): chloroplast
Molecular function (GO): double-stranded DNA binding
Source: RefSeq, a predicted model, not a curated record
GUGAAGGGUUGAUGAUAGCAGUUGUAGGCAAAGAGAAAUCCCAGCCUUUGUUGUGACCCAAAGCUAUUGGGCAUAAAUUAAAAAACCCAACAUCCUGAAGCUGAAUUUGUGCCCUAAACCCUAAUAAACCAGGUUUUAAGACUUUGUAGGUCGUGCAAUCGAAAGAACCCAGGUUUAGAUUUAUCAGCAACAAAGCAUCAGUGUCAAAGAAAGGCAGGUUACCGUUACAAGACAAAAGCUGGUGUGGUGUUACAGGCAAGUUUCUCAGUCCUCCGACAUGUAUGAAUCUUUGUAAUUUCAGUUUGUUAUGCUAGAAGAAAGCCCGAAUCUAAACCAGUAAAACCCCACGAGAAGAAAAAAGGAAAAAACAAUGGCACCGCCUAUAAUCAGAUCUCUAAUCGCAUUCUCUCUGAAUAAAUCAUGCCGUUCUCAGAAACCCAUUUCUGGUUACUCCAUCUCUUCUGUUUUCUUCUCAUCUUCACCCACCCAGGAAUCAAGAGCUUCCCUUCCUUUAGCGGAUCACUUGGUUGAGAAACACAGCUUUUCCCCUGAACUUGCCGUCAAGACUGCAUCUUCCCUAACCUAUGUGAAGGAUCCUCGUAAGUGUGAUACUAUAAUUUCCUUCUUGAAAGAAAGCGGUUUCUCUAAAUCCCAUAUUGAAGCAGUGGUCAAAAGAAAGCCUAACCUUCUAUAUUCUAGUCUUGAGAAAACCAUUAAACCCAAGUUCAAGAUUUUCCAGGAUUUAGGAUUUUCAACACAUGAUGUUGCUGAUAUUGUAGCUAGUGAUCCCUGGAUUUUGACUAGAAGCGUGGAUGAUAGGAUUGCACCUUCUAUUUCCGAUUUAAAGACUGUUUUAGGAUCGAAUGAUGAUGUUGUUAAGUUAUUGAAAACUUCUGCUUGGUUUCUCAAAUCUGAUUUGCAAAAGACUAUGAUGCCUAAUAUAGAGUUCUUGAGAAAUUGCGGGAUUUGUUCGUCGCAAAUUGUUUCAUAUGUGUUCAGCUUUCCUAGAUUUUUCUUGCUUAAACCUGAGAGCAUUAAGCAGUUUGUUGAAAGGGCGGAUGCCUUGGGGUUCGAUAGGAAGUCAAAUAUGUUUCUUGCUGCUAUUAGGAUGUUGAGUUCAAUGAGUGAAGAGAAUUGGGAACUCAAAUUGAAGCUUUUUAGGAAAUUGGGUUUCUCUGAAGAUGAUAUCAUGUCUACUUUUAGGAGGACACCACAGGUGUUUGCUGUAUCUGAAAGGAAGAUUAAGCAAGUCACUGACUUUUUGCUUAAUAGAACGAAUGUAGGUAUUUCAUUUAUAAUAAGCCACCCAAUGGUGCUUAUUUGCAGCCUUGAGCGUAGGCUGAAGCCUCGGUUACUGGUUAUCAAGACUCUGGAAAGUAAGAAUUCGCUAAGAAGGAAAGUUAGCAUGACUACAAUUUAUAAGAUGCCUGACAAGAAGUUCAGAGAGAAAUACGUUGUUCCUUACUUAAAAGAGCUCGAGGAAGUAUCCAUGUCUAUUGUGGGCACUUAAUUGUUAAAUUUUGUAUAGUUGAGGGCACAUAUCAAAUCUUGGAUGUACUUUGGGUUCAUAAUCCCGUAUUUCUUCAUGAAAUUGGUUCUUUAAGCAGUUUGUAAGAUUUUACUUCGCAAUAAUCGAGUCUUAUGUUGGAUAACUCCAAUACUGUUUCAAUACAACAGACAACAUUGUAGUUGAUUGUUUUAGACUGUUAGUCAUUGUUUCCAGUCUCUGCACCAUGCACAAUGCACAUCCACUUGUGAUGGUUCCUGUAUUUGCUGCUUUCUAAUGUUAUUUAUAUACUCACACCGAUGGUUUUAGGGCGUGUGCUCGUA